AUGUUCGUAAUCCGAUCCUUAAUACGAUGGCAGAUGGCAAUUGUGUUGAUGAUGAUUGUUUGUAUUUCAUGGAAUGUUUGGGAGGUGCAAUCCACUCAUGAAGACUUGAUUGAUGAAUUGAUGGGAUUAUUUCAAAAACAUCAAUGGAAUAGGACGGAUUCACUUCUUUCAGAAACAUUCCGAUUACAAGUGUACGGAUUUGUUAGAAAUCCAUACAUACCCUUCUCGGGAUUGUAUGAGGGAAAGAAUGCAUGGAAGUAUUAUUUUGGAAAUUUAUCACAAUAUUUUAAUGUCGGUCAAUAUCAACUCAAUGGAUUUGAAAUUGUUGCUGGAAAGAGAAAUAGCUCAUUUGUAAAGAUGGAUGAAACACAUCUCACAAAGUAUCAUCAUAUUAAGGUGUCAUUAAGCGAUAUCAUUUAUUUUGAAUUUGAAGAAAAGAAUAGUAGUAACAGUAGCAGCCCGAUUACAACUAGAACGGUUUUAACUUUUGCACAAAUGAUGGCCGAUACCUCCUCCAUUGAAAAUAUUCUCAAUGUAGAUAGUGGAAAGAGUGAUGGGGUUGUGUUCUUUGUCAUUGGAAGUGCAUGUUUAUCCUUAUUUUUAGGCAUUGCUUUCGGCUCCAGCACUUUGUUAAUUGUUGCUGAAUUGAAACGACGUAUCCAUGAAUUAUCUGUGAAAAAGCGAAAUUCACAAAAUCCUCACUUGUUGUCCUCUCCUUCCAGUACUCGUGUGCAAUAA
Molecule: messenger RNA, 738 nt
Organism: Naegleria lovaniensis
Lineage: Eukaryota; Heterolobosea; Eutetramitea; Acrasida; Naegleriidae
Exons: 1
Coding region: 1-738 (245 amino acids)
Source: RefSeq, a predicted model, not a curated record